UUCCUGAUAGAAGGUACCAUUUGGCGUGUGACGUUUGCUGUCUCAAUAAUAAGCUACAUAGGUUACACUUGUGUAUUUAAACUGAGUUUUUUAAACAGAAAGGUUUACUCUGUAUGACAUGCUCGGGGACAUUUAAACCUGACCCAUUCGUAAGGUGAAUUUAAGUGGACGCUCCGUACUGCACCUAAACUGCGAACAUUUACUACUUAAAGAUGAAUUCCAUUCCUCGGAACUCCGGAUCCCCUCCUCGGAUACUGACUCCUCCCAAGAACAGGAAGUCGUUUAGUGUGGACAGUAUACUGGGCCGGGAAUCAGAAAGAUCUUCUCCGGAUAUCAAUAUGUCUGAACACUUAACUCAAAUGAGAGCGUCACCAGUAUGCCGCGGUCCCCAGAGCCCCGUCCCCCGGGACUCCACAGUGGAGUGCGACAAUUCAGAACUUUCCGAGACAUUUUCCGAGUCCACUACGCCGGAGAAAACUGACCAUCUACGCGAUAGCCACAGUGACACGUCACUAGACGCUCCGGACAAUGACGCGGACACUUCAUUGGACAUCUGUGACGACGACUCCGGACUCGGAAAUAAGCCCCGGAAAAUUCGUCGGAGUCGAACCACGUUCACAACUUACCAGCUUCAUCAACUCGAGAGAGCGUUUGAGAAGACACAGUACCCGGAUGUGUUUACGCGGGAAGAGCUCGCGAUGAGAUUGGACUUGAGCGAAGCAAGAGUUCAGGUAUGGUUCCAGAAUCGGAGAGCAAAGUGGAGAAAAAGGGAGAAAGCUCUUGGACGCGAAAGUCCGAACUUCCUUCAAGGAGAUACCGGACCUUCUCUUGGAGACCUGCCUCAUAUCCCAACCGGAGGCGGCUAUCCGUCACCAUCUGAUCCCUACUGGUCAAGCCGCCUGACCCAUCUCACAGGGGUAAAUCCUAUGAUGGCCUUUCAUCAGAACAAUAUCAGCAGUAUGGCAGCAGCUCAUUAUAUGCAAGGCAAAAUGCCGUUCGGAGGACUUCUAGCUAACUAUGUCGUGAACACAAAUUCAUUCGGGAUACCUGGAAUUUUACUAGGAGGAGGAAUGCCUGGGGUACCGUCGUCAUCAUUAUUGUCCCCUUCGUCGUCACGAUUCAACCUUGACCCCGAAUCCCUUGACCUGCGAAGGUCAAGCAUAGACAAACUUCGUUUAAAGGCCAAAGAACAUUCUGCUUCUACUGAAGCGGCAGAUUUAUCUCCAUAGAUGAUGCUGUUUUCAUAUUUCAACUAUCAUCAUAUUGGCGAUGAAUGCUGUAAAAUAUUUUAAGCGCAUAUGUUGCGUUGUGCUUUUAUAAUGAACAAUUCAUAGUGUAUUGGUAAUGAAUACGUCACUUGCCAAUAUCGAGUAGAUUGAUAACGUCAUGACGUAUAGUUAUACAACAAUAUCACGUCAUGAUGUAUAAUUACACGCUAAUAUGCCGUCAUGAUGGAUGGUUGAAGUAUCACGUUUUGUUGCAUUAUGAUAAGACGGUACUGUUAACUGCACUAUCCUAUUUCGAUACUUCGGUAUUACAUGCCUAGGAAAUAUUUUAAAAAUAAUCUAGUCAUUUGUCAAAAUGUAUAAUUGUAUUAUGUUUUCUGCAUUUUUAUACUUAUCCAAUUUUAUAUCAAACAAAACGUGUUGCAAAUGUGCUAUUAUCGUAUGAAGGCGUAAUAAUGAAAUUAAUUCAUUUCCAUGUUUUACUUUUUUAAUAUUUUGAAAUAUUUCAAAUAGCUCAAAAAGUACGCAGUUUUUUUGUUUGUUUAAAAUCUUACCUAGUUAUAUGACAUUAAAUUGAAACCCAACCACAGGACCUAUUAUUACAGUCAUUCCUCAAUGAUAAGGAUACAUUUCAAUCGUGUUUAUAUAAGUUGAAAUUAUUUUAUAAUUAUUUGGAAUAGUGUUUGACAUCAUUUCAAAUGAUUUUUGUCAAAAGAAAGACAGUUCUGAUGUUACUGAUAAUAUAUGACGAUAGGAAUCAAAUGAUAACUUUUUAUAUCGGGGUACGUAUAUGAUUGUGACGACUGUAUCAAGAUACUCAUCACAACUGUUAUAUUGGGAUAAGUAUCGUAUCGUGGUAUAUGGUAUACUUAUGUAUCUAAUCGUGACCACUGUGUCGGUCGGGAUUCAUGUGGUAUUUUGAUGGCUGUAUUCGUAUUCAUAUCUUAUAGUGACUACUGUGUCAGGAUUAAAUAUCGUAUCGUGUCUGACGUGUCCGAAUACGUAUCCUUAUGUCAUUACUGUAUUGUAUCAUGGUUUCUGUCCUGGGGACGUAUUGUAACACAAAAUCAAUAUCGCGAUAUGUAUCAUAUCGUUAACAUUGUAUCGGGAUACAUAUCUUAUUAGGACAACUUCAUCUUUUGGAAUACAUAUAUAGAUCAAACGAAUAUCAGCGUUUCUUUAAGAAAUACAUAAAGAUGACUUCUAAAUUUAUUUAUUUUUCUUAAAAAAAUGGUAAAAUAAUAGAAAGUUUCAGAAAGAAAAAUAAAUUACAAUGCAAUUUCUAAUUUUUCUAGUGGUAUCAUCAUGUCUUCCCUAGCAUGUUAAAUCGUUUUGAUAAAAGUCUGAUACGUUAUCUCGAUUCAUUUUCUAUUCCAAAAUCAUAAACGAAUUUAUCAAUAUGUUUGGCCCUAAUUACAGCCUUAUUUACAUGUAUGAUAAUGAGCGAUUGUUAAUUUUACCACGUGGCUAAUCAUUGAAAUUAAGAGUAUUUAAACAAAACUGUUUUACCCUUUAAAGCAGAAUAUAGACUUGAAGAGAAAAUACAGCGAAUCUCUUCGCUAAAACUGUGAAUGACGCAAUAAUUCCAUGAAGACGCCAUUCCAUGAUGAGGCAAAAUGAUUGUUUUAAUUGUUGAAUUAUAUACAGAUUCGUUAUGUAUUGACGGUGUUAAGUGAUUGCAUUAAAAUAAUGAAUGUUGUAAAUCUA
Mizuhopecten yessoensis (Yesso scallop) is the source of this 2933-nucleotide messenger RNA. RefSeq names its product retinal homeobox protein Rx1-like. The coding region runs from base 213 to 1229 and encodes 338 amino acids. Gene Ontology annotation, molecular function: RNA polymerase II transcription regulatory region sequence-specific DNA binding; DNA-binding transcription factor activity, RNA polymerase II-specific. The transcript has 3 exons. The record is from RefSeq and is a predicted model, not a curated record. NCBI's taxonomy places the organism in Eukaryota, Metazoa, Mollusca, Bivalvia, Pectinida, Pectinidae. Gene Ontology annotation, biological process: regulation of transcription by RNA polymerase II.